Molecule: messenger RNA, 1993 nt
Organism: Achroia grisella
Lineage: Eukaryota; Metazoa; Arthropoda; Insecta; Lepidoptera; Pyralidae
Product: filaggrin-2-like
Exons: 1
Coding region: 143-1777 (544 amino acids)
Source: RefSeq, a predicted model, not a curated record
ACUCUAUUGUAACCACAUAACGUUCCAGAAAGUGAUACAGACUGUACUGGGCAAUUGUUCACAGAACAAUUCUUAAUUUUGCUGGAAAUUGAGUGAACGAUAUUAGUGAACUAAAGAAUUAAAACGAAUAUUUUAAGUGAAAAUGACGAUAUUAAAUACGAAUAAGAAAACUGUAUUAUUGAUAUUAUUUUUAUUGUGUACUUUGAUAUGUGUGGAGUGUAGAAAAACGUCAAAAAGUCGGUCCUCAGGUUCUGGCCGCGGAUCGAGUAAAAAAACAAACAGCAAUCCUCAGCCUGCGCCAACCUCCUUUAGUUAUUCACAGCCUGCAUCUGCACCAAAACCUACAUUGUUUGGAUGGCAAGAAAAACCUGCUCAAAAGAGUGCCUCAACAUGGCAAUCAAAAACAUCAAACAGUCAAAGUCAUUCUUAUCCUUCAAGUCAAACGAGUCUAUCUGGCAAUCAACCUAAGCAACCAGCAAAUCAUCAAGAGAAUAUUCAAAGAAACCAGGCACCUCAACAGUCACGACCAGUUUCUCAGAUAAAUACUAACAGUCAAUCUGGCCAUUCAUAUCCUUCGUCCAACGGCCUUUCAGGUAACAGCGGUUCGGGAGCAAGCUACUCUCAAGGGACUGGUUUGUCAGGUUCUGGAGCAAGUUACCCCCAAGGGACGGGUUUGUCAGGUUCUGGAGCAAGCUACCCCCAAGGGACUGGUUUGUCAGGUUCUGGAGCAGCAAAGCCUCCUAGCUCCGGUGUAGGAUAUCCACAAGGGAGCGGUUUAUCUGGAUCAGCGCCAGCGAACUCUCAUGGAAGCGGUCUAGAAGCUCAAAGACCUAGUUAUGGAGGAUCUGGCGGCGCGCCACCUCCUUAUCCUGGGUAUAAAGCUGGAGAUACAAAUCGGCCUUAUAAUGGAGGAAAUUAUCCAGCGCAAAAUUACGGUAAUAAUUAUCAACAUGGAUUACAACAAGGACCACCGCCUCCAUACUCUCACUAUGGGUCCAACUACGGGGGAUAUGGAGGGAAUGGUUUUUACUCUCAAACUCCUGGAUAUUUUGGAAAUUAUGGUAAAGGAUUUGGAGGUGUUAGCCGAACAAGCAGCGCUCUCAAAGGUGUAGGUAUAGCAGGCGCCGGUAUUGGCACAUUGUUGACAGGAUUAGCAUUGUGGAAUUUAGCACGUUCUACUGGUCGUCAUCAUCAUACCGUUAUUUAUGAUAACAGAGGACAACCGGUGGCGGUAGCUCCUGCCAACGAUACGUCGUCUCCAGAUGAAUCAUUCUUGAAAGAUUUAGUCAACUGCAGCCUGACUAUAAGUAAUGAAAAUGCAACUGAAGUGUUAGCUAUACCAUGCGCUAUAGCAUCGUCAUUUUCUCCAGAAGCUGACGUAAAGGAAGUAGGAGCUGAUGAGAGCAAGAUUGACAACACAAAAUGCAUGGUUACAGUUGUAACAAAAACUGGUAAAGAAUACAUGACAACAAUACCAUGUGCUACACUGCUCAAUACCGCUGCAGAAAAUAAUGUUACAGAACCGCCUCUGGAAAGCAAUGGAACGGAAAAUACUAACAGUACAAUAGGUUCUGGUGAUACACCAUUAAUAAAUCAACCAACAGCUCUUAGCCUUUCUAGUGGUAAUGCCGAAUUGAAAACGACACAGUCUGGUAUAAAUUGUACACCUGAGCCUGGUAUUACGAGGGAUCCAAUUGAUCCAUGUUUUGCUGUGACUAGUGAUUUAACGGUGGUUCCAAUACAAACCUCGGAAAAACCUACAGAAAAUGCGAAGUAGGGAAGUACCUACAAUUAGGAAAUUUCACGAUUGUUUUAAUAUUUUUAGCUAUAUUUUGGCAAUGUAUAGUCUGUGUGCCUCUCUACCUACCUACUAUGGUCUAUUUCAGUGUGUCAGUUUUAGCAUUGCUAUAUUAGUAAAUUAUUAUUGUAGCAUUAAAUAAAACUAUUCAACAAACUUGUAGUAUGUCGUAAUAUUGUAAUAGAAAUAUAUAAC